CCCACAUGCCAUUGUUCACACGAUCUACACGAGACGUUUGACUGCCUUUCCGAAUUCUUUCUGCACAUACUCCUGGACAUGUAUACUGCUACAGCAAUUUUCCUUGUUAUCAUUGCUACCGGAGUGGUGGCGGACACGUGUGAAGACAAAGACGCUGCAGCAUGCACGUCUCUGAUGGGAACGAUCAAAGACAUGUGUUCCGAACCGUGCAUAGCUGACCUCUGCCGGAAGACAUGUGGACUUUGUCCACUUACCUGUUACACUUGUAAAGAUGAACUUUAUCCCGAGGAAUGUAACAAAACUGUUCAGUGCAAUAGUGUGCAUGAGUAUUGUGUUGCGGUGCAAGAGCUGACCAGCAACUUUUUACCCUUAUUUCAAUCCGGCUGUGCUGAUGUUAAUAGAUGUUUAAGCAUAUUUGGCAUAAUCAAUACCAAGAGGUCGAUUCACGACAGAGCAUAUACAUUAAAAGGAGGUUGCUGUGACCAUGACAAGUGUAACUACCAUAACCCUGCUCUCAGACCAGUGGAUCCCUCCCCACCAACGAACGUCCGCCCUGUAUAUCCUGACGGCUCGUUGAAUGAGAAUAUAUGCAGUGAACAGGAUAUAGAUACAAACUUCUGUGCCGCUCUAAUGCAGUCUGACCCCAAUAUAUGUAACACAACCUGUGUGGCGAACAAGCUGUGUGCAACGUCUUGUCAAACAUGCAGAAAGUGUUACAACUGCCCUGCGGUACAGGAUAAAAGAGACUGCUUGGCUUCGUUAACAUGCAUGAAAGGACAGCAAUGCGUGACGGUGGAAACAUUCGGCGCUAACUUUGAGCUUGAUUACAGACUUGGGUGUAUGAACACGACCCAAUGUCACAGAUUUUUCGGUAUACCAGUCGGUGGCCCUGCCGUCGGUAGGAGGAAGAGACAGAUCCAGGGAAGUUGUUGCGACACAGAUUAUUGUCAACAUGGUCCAGUUUCAACAUUACCGACAACAGCAAUGCCAACGACUGCAGUACCACCCACAACAACAAUGGCACCAGUUCAGACAAUGGCAACUACCAACAGCUCUCAGCCAAUCACGACUGCAGCAACAGGAAUGAAUGUAACUACAGCGUCCAUGUUAGCGAGUACUACAACGUUCCCGUGCAAAGAUUAUGACAAAUCGGGUUACUGUAGCAAAUACGUGCCCCUUAUAUGUAACACGGCAGACCCAUUGUCUAAAAAGUUCGCCAUAGCCAAUUGUGCUUUAAGCUGCAACCUUUGUGACGAAUUCUAUGCUUUAGUAGCUUCUGGUGAAAUUGUCAUUUCUCCCUAGGAUGAAUAUUCCUCCGCUGAUCUUCGAUUAUCAACAACUGUACCUUCGUAAGAUUAAAUCGACAUACAAAGGUUACCUAUGUUUGCCGUGUUACCUCUCUUCUGUAUGUCAUGUCAAUUAAAUUUAUAGAAAGAAACCAUUGAUAGUUAUGUUGAUUACAUUUUGCAAGGAUUAGACAUAAGCUGCAAAGGCGAUCUGCAUUUUUAAUAAAGUUUCAU
Mizuhopecten yessoensis (Yesso scallop) is the source of this 1520-nucleotide messenger RNA. RefSeq lists its product as uncharacterized. The coding region runs from base 79 to 1302 and encodes 407 amino acids. The transcript has 13 exons. NCBI's taxonomy places the organism in Eukaryota, Metazoa, Mollusca, Bivalvia, Pectinida, Pectinidae. The record is from RefSeq and is a predicted model, not a curated record.